Messenger RNA from Besnoitia besnoiti, 2514 nucleotides. RefSeq lists its product as uncharacterized. Bases 1 to 2514 code for a protein of 837 amino acids. Gene Ontology annotation, molecular function: chromatin binding. NCBI's taxonomy places the organism in Eukaryota, Apicomplexa, Conoidasida, Eucoccidiorida, Sarcocystidae. The transcript has 9 exons. The record is from RefSeq and is a predicted model, not a curated record. Gene Ontology annotation, biological process: DNA-templated DNA replication.
AUGGGUCGCCGGUGUUCCCUUCUGACGGCUGGUGCGUUUUUUGACCCCGCAUCCCUCGGGGGGGACUCCUCUCACAUCUGCCGGAGCUUGAUGAGUGCUCCGUUGGGUGACGCAGACGCUCUUCACGAAGCCUUCAUUGAAAAAGGGCAACGUAUCGUAGACCUCAGCGCUCUGGACCAAAUCUCAGAACACGAACUUCUGGGGCUCCACGGACAAGUGUGUCGAUACCGCGGACUCGUCCAACAGCCGCUGAACACAGAGUUCUACGCAGGCGCUGUGGCUUGCCCGCUCUCGUGUAAGGAGCCGUCCGACCAUAUCGUAUGGCACACCAGCAAAUACAGGGACAACCUGCAGUGCUGUUCAGCUCUCAACGCGGACGAAGCCAGGCCGGACGGCAGUUUUCCUCCGGCUGCCGAACCCUGUCGCUUCGCACCCCUGACGAAGCACACCGCGACCGGCAGCCUCGCAGCAAGCCAAACGCAGGACUGCAACGUGCCCGUGCAGAUUUGGAGUCGGUGGCCUUACCGAUGCGUUCUCAUCCCGGGUGAAACCGCUUGGAGCAAACUGACGGCUCAACGCAGAGCAGAUUCGCAGCAGCCCAACGUCGCAUGCGCUACCGGCGCUGAAAAGGGAGCACACCGGAGCCAACGCUCCUCGCUGGUCGACAAUUGCACCAUGCUGGUAUACGGGCCGUCAGGCGGCUGUGGCAGCGACAGGGAGGAAUCGCACGAAAAGGAAGAAACGUCAGCGCGGACGCCUUGGGAGCCCGGACUACUACUCAACGAUGUCAUCGACGUUAUCGGCGUUCUUUCACUUGUUCCCACCUCUGCCGACGUGUCAGGAAAGGCAGAGACCGUGCCAGGUGUGCCAGUGUCGACUGACAACGGCGCUCCCCGUGGAGAAUCUUCUGGAGAAUCGCAGGGAUGUUGCACAGUUGGAGGCCCGCCGCUGCUCGCGGAGCAGCCGACACCCUCCGGCGGCAUCAGCAUUCGUCUGCAUGUGUUCAGCUGGAAACGAGUCUGCUUUUUCAAUCCGCUGGUGGACCUGCCUCUUUCUAACGGUUCUCUAGGUUAUUCGGAGCCGUCGCUGAUGCAGACGUCGGAAGAUGUUUUGUCGACCAGAGACGGCCUUGUCCGCUUCUUGGCACGCGGCGUAGGUGGCGACUUGCUGGCAGCAGAGUAUCUUUUGCUAGCCCUCUGCUGCCGGCAGGCUGGGCCUGUCGGAGAAGAAGCCGCUGCUCCUUUCUCGCGCUUACGGCUGAACCUCGUUUUCGAUUCCUCUGAUCGAAAGCCAGAACGAAAGGGGCAUCUCCCGCUUAUGAAGUCGGAAUGCGGCGGAGAGAGUUGCGGGCGCUUUCCCGAGGAAACUGCGGAGCGACUCUGUCAUGUGCAUCGUGAAUGCGACUGUGUCUUCUCUGCGGAGAGCGAAACAGUGAUGACAAUCCUAGAGAAUCUGGUCCCGUGCGUUGUCGGGGUGUCAGCACGUCCCAGCGCUUUGGCCAGGAGUGCUAUGGCGCCCAAACUCGUGCUCAAAGACGAUUCAGCGGAUGAUCUGGGACGACUCUCUCGGGGUGCACUCCAGUUAGCGCGAGGAACUGUCGUUGUGAUCGACGAGCCGGAGGUAGUAUCAAAGAAGACACUGGAGGAUGCAUGUCGACGCAUCGUCACUUCCGAAUCCGGUCAGGCAGAGGACAGAAAGAUGCAAGAGUUGAGCGCCAAACGCGAAGACGUUUCAGCGCCGCUCGCAGGCACUCUUGAUGCCUCUACUUCGCAUUUGGAAGACAAUCAAUCCAAGGAGAAAAGUAAUCAGAGCGCCGAGGACACAACAAAGAAGCAGCAAGAGAAGAGGGUCGAGGAACUCAAGCGCCAAGCAGCAGAAAGCCUUCGCGCGCUUGAAACCCUUCUAGCGGACGGACAAGUCUCCUAUGACUUCAUUUUCUCCAAGCACCAAGUUGUGACGGAUACUAUCAAUAUCUGUACCACCUCGACGUCGUCCGUCUCGGUGUUUGCCCCCUUUCUUCUACAAGUACCCGUCGAAAGCAGUACCACAAAUAUCCCUCGAGCCUCACUCGAAGCAGUCCGUGACCAGGAGACUGACUGCGCAAGAGCUGAAUGUACGAGGAAUUCAACCAAUGUCAAUGAAGUCUGCCGCCGGAGGAUGCUUGUUGGUGCGGCAAGCAGAAGAGGAAGAGGAGUGGAGAUUCCGGAUGAAACUAGACAGGUCAUGAUUGAAGACUGGGUGCGUAUCCGUCAGGAGGAACGAAGCGUCAAAAGCGAUGAGUUCCCCGUUUGGCUUGUCCUCGCGGACGCCAUGGCGGCUUCUUUUGGAGAAGGAUGUGUUCCCCUGCUUCGUGAAUCACCCGUAGGGGAAACGACCGAAGGCAGUUGCGGACAAACAGCUGGGGUUCUGAAGCUAGAGCACUGGCAACGCAUUAUGGAGCUCGAAACGCGCCGACGUGCGCGUCUGGCUGCCAAGAAGGUGUCCCGCGGGGACAGCAACAGCCUGUCCCAUUAA